This is a messenger RNA of Lactuca sativa (garden lettuce), 1608 nucleotides long. RefSeq names its product Ubiquitin-like superfamily protein. NCBI's taxonomy places the organism in Eukaryota, Viridiplantae, Streptophyta, Magnoliopsida, Asterales, Asteraceae. Gene Ontology annotation, molecular function: protein binding. Gene Ontology annotation, cellular component: nucleus. The record is from RefSeq and is a predicted model, not a curated record.
CAUUUACAGGCCCUUUCACUCAUAUUCGAUCAAAGCGUUUUCAGUUGGAAUUCACAUCUACCAGAUCGUUUUCCGGUUGGAAUUGGAGUGAUUGAUUCUGAUGGAGCAAUGUCAAUCCAAAAUCUAUCAGGUAAUUGCAAAACUCUUAGAUGGUAAAUCAAGAACCCUAAAUUUCGAAACCCCAAGAAUCCCAGUUUCAUCAAUCAAAGUACAAAUCCAAAAUCUUACAUCGAUCCCGGUACAUUAUCAACUCCUCUUAUCCAACGGCAAAACACUUUUCGACGAUGGCGUAUUGUACCACGGGAAUUCUUCACCAUCAACGGUGCACCUCCUGCUUCGUCUCCGUGGAGGUAAGGGUGGGUUUGGGUCGUUACUUCGUGGAGCGGCGACGAAAGCUGGUCAGAAGAAGAUGAAUAACUUCGAUGCGUGUCGGGAUAUGAGUGGUCGGAGGCUAAGGCACGUGAACGCGGAGAAGAAGAUGGAGGAAUGGUUGGCUGAAGAGAAAGAGCGGAAGCUUGAGAAGGUGGCGGAGGAAUUCAUUAAAAAGAAAGUUAAGACGGUGAAAAAGGCCGGCGGUGGCGAUGGGGCGGAGAAGUAUGUGGAGAAGUAUCGAAAGGAUUCAGCCAAAUGUAUGGAGGAUGUUGAUAAGUCGGUUAGGGAAUCACUUGCUGGUGGAUUUCGAAAAUCGAAGAGAACGGUUGCGGGGAUAGACGUGGAGGAUGGUAGUGGUUCGAAAUCUAAGAAACUUAAGAUCUGGAUGGGAAAGCGAAAAGUGGAUGACAGUGACAGUGACAGUGAUGAGAUGGAUGAGGAAGAUAGUGACGAUGAGAAUGAGAAAUCGGUGGUUACCAACAAUGAGAACCAAUCAGAUUCCAAUAAGGAAGCAGAUGGGAGUUUAGCAUCUGUUACUGGUGGGAAACUUGAAGGAGAAUCAUCAGUUGGUUGUUCAUCCGAGAGUGCAUCAGAGGAAGAAAAGGAGAGUGUUGCAGAAGGACAAGUGAGAUCCAUUAAAGAUUCAAAUGAUGAACCUCCUCAUCAUGAAGGGGUCGAUGCAUCAAUGAUACAUGAAGAGAGCAUUGUAAAUGAAACAACAGUAUUGGGAGUUGAAUCUGAGAAAUCCACCAAAGCUGAGUUUGGUGACUUGGAAGAAAAAGAGUGUGAACUUCCAAGUGCUUCAAAUGUGCAAAAUGAUGUAGAAGAGAAAAUUUCUGAUUCUAAAUUAGGAGUCUUGGAGAAGCCAAUAAAUUUUGAGGAGUUCAACUCAGCAGUAGAAAUGGAGGUUGUUGGUAUGGAAAGGCUUAAAUCUGAGCUUCAAGAAAGGGGAUUAAAGUGUGGGGGCACCUUGCAAGAACGUGCAGCCAGACUUUUCCUUCUGAAAACCACACCGAUUGAGAGGUUACCAAAGAAGCUGCUUGCUAAAAAGUGAUUCCAGAAUAUGCUCUAUUUCUACUUCUACUUGUACUUUUUUUUAUAGCUUCUUAAUAUUGGAAUGUUUCCUGAUCCUCCUGUUUGUUAUGUUUAUGAAAUGAUGUAUUAAAAGCUUCUUAAUUUAAUAUACACGUGAUAUGCUCAGAAAAAAAUAAAUCUAUAAAUUCCCCUACUUGAUGA